ACUUACAUUUCAUACUCAAUUUUUUUCUGACUUUCAAAAAGGAAUGCCAACCACUUGAGAAACUCCUUCCAUGUGGGAGGGAGGGAGAGUCCUCCAUCACCGCCCACCGUCGCCGUCCACCGCUACUGGAACCCACAGCAACAGCAAAUCCAAGGGCUCAGCAGGAUUGGCCCCUUCUAAAUCGACCCUUUACGUUUCCAAUCUCGACUAUGCCCUCACCAAUUCCGAUCUCCAUACCCUCUUCUCCACCUUCGGCAAGGUCGCUCGCGUCACCGUUCUCAAGGAUCGCGCUUCCCGCCGGUCCAAAGGUGUGACCUUUAUUCAGUUUGUAUCGCGGGAGGAUGCGCUGGCGGCAGUGCGUGUUAUGCAUGGAAAGUUUAUUCGAAAAAGGGUCUUCAAGGACAAGUCGAGGUGUUAUGAGUGCGGGGAUUCUGGGCAUUUGUCGUACGAGUGCCCUAAGAACCAGCUAGGGCCAAGGGAGGGGCCGAUACCCAAGAAGGGGCGUGGAGGUGGGACAGGGAGGAGGGCAGAAAAUGAAGAUGGGGCAGAUGAUGUAUCGGAUAUGGAGGAAGCGUUCGAGGAGGAGAAUUGGGCUUCUGUGGUGAACGGAGGGGCUGAAGGGAGGUUAUUGAGAGGGAGGGUGGUGGAGGAGAAGAAGGAGGUUGCGAAGAAACUGAAAACUAGUUACUUUAGUGAUGAGAGUGACGAGGAGGAGUGAUUUCAUGAGGAAUUGGGGGUGUAGAUAGCUACAUGUGUUGGAGCCACUUGAGUUUGAGGAUUUUCACCAGAAGGGACCAUCCAUGACUUGUGGCAAGAUUCAAAUGAGUUCAAUAUGCCUAAUAAGUUGGGUGUCAUCUCCACUAACAAAGCAAGGAUAUACAUUCUUGUAUCCCACACCAUGAAUUAUAUUCAAGAGGAAGAACAAUUUUUUUGGGCCAUCAAAGGAGGAACAAUUUGAAUUUUGUAUAAUAUUUUGGUAUAGCUUUAUACUUUACAGCCUAAUCAAGUUGGUUGAUUAGGCAGGGAGGCACCUCCUCUUUGCUCCUGCUAUUUUGUUGCUUAGUGUUCAUUGUAUACAUUAGUUUUCCAGUACAUUAUAUCUCUCACAAGGUGCUUCUUAAUGAUCCAGGGGCUCAACCUGGACUCUUGUAAAUUGA
Rubroshorea leprosula is the source of this 1157-nucleotide messenger RNA. The record is from the annotation of a GenBank genome assembly. Lineage: Eukaryota; Viridiplantae; Streptophyta; Magnoliopsida; Malvales; Dipterocarpaceae.